AUGUUCAUUCGGCCGCCAUCAGCUCCCUUUGGUGCCAACUUCAGUGAUGCCUUGGAGGCGCUUGCGACCAAGCUCCAGGAUCCCUUCCACCACAAGUCGCUCUAUCUGCCAGCCGAGACCCAGGAGAUACUGCUUCAGCAACAUGCGGACAGACUCAUUGCGUUGAAGCAGCGCGUUGAAGCGUGUGAUAGCAGCGAAUACAACAGCAAGUUCGACAGAAGAAUCGCGUAG
Messenger RNA from Linnemannia hyalina, 231 nucleotides. The record is from the annotation of a GenBank genome assembly. Lineage: Eukaryota; Fungi; Mortierellomycota; Mortierellomycetes; Mortierellales; Mortierellaceae.